AUGCAGUCUGUACUGAGAUAUUUAGACCUGACCUCUGUAGCUCUGGCUGUAUUGGUCGGUCUGGUCUCACUGGUUGUACUGGAGAUCUUCAGGUUGAGAUCCUUAAGAUGCCGGUUUCCUCCUGGACCUAAACCGCUGCCGUUUGUCGGAACUACGUUUCUGUUCCUGAAAGAUCCCAUAGGCUUCAACAAAUCGCUGGUGCGGUAUGGUGAUCUGUGCUCCGUGUUUAUUGGAAGGAUGCCCACAGUGUUGCUGAAUAAUCCAGAUGUGAUGAAGGAAGCUCUGGUUCAGAAUGGAACUGCGUUUUCCGGAAGGCCGUCCAUGCCCACAAUGGAGUGGAUCACCAGCGGGUACGGUAUUUUGUUGGUCACGUACGGUCACGCGUGGAAGCAGCAGCGACGUUUUGCUCUCCACACGCUGCGUAACUUUGGUCUGGGGAAGAAAUCCGUGGAGGAACGAGUGUCUGAGGAAGCACAAUGUCUCAUCAAAGAGAUACUGAAACAAGAAGGAAAGGCCUUCGAUCCGAUCCACCUGACCAUGAACGCCGUGUCCAAUAUCAUCUGCUCCAUCGUGUUUGGAGAUCGCUUUGAGUACGACGACCGGCGCUUCGCUAAACUGCUGAAAAUCCUGAAUGAAAACAUGGUGCUUUCUAGCUCACUGCUUGCAAUGAUGGUCCACUUUUUUCCCUUCACAAUGCACCUCCCUGGUCCACAUCAGAAGAUCUAUCAGAAUGCCAACGCUUUAAAAGACUUCAUCCGAGAGGCCAUGGUGGAGCACAGAAAGACGCUGGAUCCUGAAAAUCACCGGGACUUCAUUGAUGCCUACCUCAUGGAGAUAAGCAAGAACAGCUCAAGCGAAGACUCGACGUUUCACGAGGAGAACCUGGUCAUGUCCACCUCUGAUCUCUUCCUCGCUGGAACUGAGACCACAUCGACCACGCUCAGAUGGGGCUUCAUUUUUAUGAUGAACCAUCCAGAUGUUCAAGAGCGCUGCCAUGAGGAGAUCGUUCGUGUGUUGGGUUACGAUCGAGCCCCUAGCAUGGACGACCGAGCAAAACUCCCGUACACACUCGCCACCGUUCAUGAGAUCCAGCGCUUCGGGAACAUUCUCCCACUCGGCGUGGUUCACUCAACCACGCAGACAACACAGCUACGAGGAUACACCAUCCCUAAGGAAACGCCGAUCAUGACCAAUUUAACAGCCAUAAUGAUGGAUAAAGAUCACUGGAAACAUCCGGACACGUUCAACCCCGAGAACUUUCUGGAUGAGAACGGCCAGUUCUGCAAAGACGAAUUCUUCCUUCCUUUCUCUCUGGGUCCGAGGGUUUGUCUCGGUGAGUCUCUUGCCAGGACGGAGCUCUUCAUCUUCUUCACCUCUCUACUGCAGAGGCUUCAGUUCUCCUGGCCCCCCAAUACACCACCUGUUGAUCUGGAUGGCAUUGUGGGUACGGUGAAAAUGCCCCAUCCGUUCAAAAUGAUCUGCAGGAGUAGACAAUCCUUCUAACUAUUGAUUUCAGGUGUUUCUGCCACACCUGACUUCCCAUCCCCCCCACUAUACCACUAAGGUGUGUCGCCUGAGUCCUGGCACUGUUUUUGCUUGGAUUGUUUUGUGGUAAACUGUUUUAUGUAUUUGGUGUCUCUUUUUGUGGUGAUUUGCUUUACACUUAAGAUGGUAGCUGCACUGUUCUGGUUACCAGACCACCAUAGUCGUAUUAAUCUCUUUUAUUUCUUUAUUCCUGUCUGAAUUUUACUGCGCUUCUAAUCUUCAGCACUAUUCAUCAUUGGUUGUAAAUUUGUUUUUAAAGAAAGUUAUGCUGUUUCUUAUUGUUCUAGAGCAAUUCUUUUAAAAGUAUUGUGUAUUGUUAUAUAAUAAAUUUGUAAUAAACUAUUUGUACAUCAA
Messenger RNA from Trichomycterus rosablanca, 1899 nucleotides. Its product is annotated as cytochrome P450 2J2-like. Gene Ontology annotation, cellular component: intracellular membrane-bounded organelle; cytoplasm. Gene Ontology annotation, biological process: xenobiotic metabolic process. The coding region runs from base 1 to 1503 and encodes 500 amino acids. Gene Ontology annotation, molecular function: oxidoreductase activity, acting on paired donors, with incorporation or reduction of molecular oxygen, reduced flavin or flavoprotein as one donor, and incorporation of one atom of oxygen; heme binding; iron ion binding. The record is from RefSeq and is a predicted model, not a curated record. The transcript is spliced from 9 exons. Lineage: Eukaryota; Metazoa; Chordata; Actinopteri; Siluriformes; Trichomycteridae.